AAAAAAUGGAUCUAUUUGUGGCCUCCGUAUCGUUAAACAAACAGAGCGCGACCGCGGUGCUCCCCGGCCCCGCGGUGCGCACAGAGGAGGAGGCUCGCUGCUUUCGUUUUCUCACAAGAGAGGCGAGGAAGUGAUUUGAAGUGAGGAGCCACUCAUGCGGUGAAAGGUUGAGCAGCGGCAGGUUUUCGGCGUCGACCGCGGAGCCGAUGGAGUUCUCUGAGCACAUCAAGACCGCCAAUGUGGAGGACGUCGUGCUCCGGCAGCCGCUGCACCCGCCGAGCAGGGGCACCCUGUGCAUCACCGGCCACCACCUGCUCUUCUCGGACAGGGAGGAGGGCGGCCCCCGGCAGGUUUUGCUGCUCCUCAGGAACAUCGAUGCCGUUGAGAAGAGCGUGGAAAACCUUUCGGGCUACUCCAGCCUCUUCUCUAAUGCAGGCCGCAGCGAAAGGAUAUCUGGAUCCUCAGGGACGAUUACCAUCAAGUGUAAAGAUCUGCGUGUGCUCCAGCUUGACAUCCCAGGCAUGGAGCAGUGUCUCAACAUUGCACACUCUAUCGAGACCCUGUCCUGUCUGGACUGUGUGUCGGAGCUGUAUCCUUUCUUUUACAGACCUUCUGAUCUCAGCCUGCAGGACCAGUGGGGUCUCUCAUUCCCUGAAAAGCACUACAGUCAAAUGAAGGAGCUUCAUGAUAGGUGGAGAUUGAGCAGCGUGAAUAGAGGAUACUCAGUGUGUCCCACCUACCCUCCAGCUGUCAUUGUCCCUAAGGAAAUAAAUGAUGACAUGCUGGUAAAAGUGGCCAAAUUCAGACAGGGAGGACGCUUCCCCGUGCUCUGCUACUACCACAGGAAGAAUGGCAUGGUAAUCAUGCGCAGCAGUCAGCCACUGACAGGAGCCAAUAGGAAGCGCUGCAGGGAAGAUGAGCUCCUCCUCCAGGCUGUGAUUGAUGGCUCAGACAAAGGUUACAUCAUUGACACCCGCUCCAGUCAGCAGGCUCAGCAGGCCCGGAUAACAGGUGGUGGGUUCGAGUCCAAAUCUUGCUACAACUGCUGGAAGAGGCUGCACAGACAGAUGGAAAGGGCUAAAGCACUACAGGAGAGUCUAAUUAAGCUGGUGGAGGCCUGUGGUGAAGAGUCUCAUAACAUGGACCGUUGGCUCAGUAAGCUUGAGAAUUCAAAGUGGCUGUCUCACGUCCAAACCGCUCUGUCAACUGCUGGCCUGCUGGCAGAGUGUGUGGAGAGGGACGGUCAUUCAGUUCUGGUUCAUGGUUCUGAAGGGACAGAUUCCACUUUGCUCAUCAGCACUCUGGCUCAGGUCAUCAUGGACCCAUGCUGCCGCACAGUGGAGGGCUUCCUGGCUCUGCUGGAGAGGGAAUGGGUACAGGCAGGACACCCAUUCCAGCAGCGAUGUGCCCACUCAGCCUACUCCCACGCACGCCUCCAGCAGGAGUCUCCGCUCUUCCUGCUGCUGCUGGACUGUGUGUGGCAGCUGUGGCGUCAGUUCCCUCUGGCACUGGGCUUCUCUGAGGCACUGCUCCUGAGGCUGGCGACUGAGGCCUACGCCUCUGACUACGGCACCUUCCUUUGUAACAGCGAUCAGGAGAGGUGUUCUCUAGGAGUGAAGGAGAAGACUCACUGUUUGUUCCAGGCCCUGCUGAGGCCCAAGGAGAGAGAGUAUUACUCCAACCCCCUGUAUGAGCGCACUGAACUUGCAAUCUGGCCCUCAGUCCACCCUCAGUCCCUGCAGCUCUGGAGAGGCUUUUUUUUGAGGUGGACCCCUCAGGCUCGUCACCUGGAGGAGGCUCAGGAGGAAAUAAGAAACAUGGUCAUCGAGUGGGGGAAGCUGGCACUCGUCACAUAACCCUUCCAAUAAUUAUGACUAUGUGAAGAUGGUCAGUCUGAACAUGUUGAACAUGUUUGGAGGAGGAAUGUUACAAUGUGCUAUGCCUUUGACUGUGGAAAUGUUUUCAGAAUUCUUAACAACCCGCUGUGUUUUAAUGUAGAAUAU
This is a messenger RNA of Xiphias gladius (swordfish), 2003 nucleotides long. RefSeq lists its product as uncharacterized. The transcript has 11 exons. Lineage: Eukaryota; Metazoa; Chordata; Actinopteri; Istiophoriformes; Xiphiidae. Bases 207 to 1856 code for a protein of 549 amino acids. The record is from RefSeq and is a predicted model, not a curated record. Gene Ontology annotation, biological process: negative regulation of autophagy.